AUUAUAAAAUGUACGAAAUACAGUUUCUUAAAUUGUUGGGAACACUUUUACAUUGGGUCUUCUGCAUAUUAUUAGUUUCGAUUAGUCCCAUUGGCAGUAGCAAACUGAAUGAAGUGGGUAUCCGAAACAUGGCUCAAGUCUUUGACAGCAGCAACAACAUAAUUGCAACUCCUGGAGGGAAUGGGGCCACGUUAAGUAAUACUCACGGGGAAAGUGGUCAGCCCUUGUGGACCAACGAAGGGUUCAUUUGUGCAAACGCAACCCAAAUUACAAGCUCGUUGGGGAGGAAGAUCGACAUAUCCACAAAACUCCUCCUGGCAAUGAAAGCUUCCAUGCUGAGCACUCAAAUAAAAGAUUUUACUCACACAUUUCUGGUAAUAAAGUUUUCGUCAAUUAUUGGACAUACUGAACCCACACCAGCCGAAGAGGAGCCAACUACGACAGCCCCAGACGCGGAUGAACUUAUUACGUCAACCUCCGACCCGGUUUAUGAGGACGAUGGAGUCUCAACCUCAACUUUAUCACCACCACCAUCACCAUUAACCUCGUCGAAAAAACUCACGGCCGCUACCAACAAGUUGGAUAAGACUGAGGUGAAAAGUAAUAAUCCUCCAAACAAGGUAUCGUCCCCGCUUGUCAAAUCGUCAGCGUCAGAGGAGCAGGUCACAGUGAAAACAGUUCCUCCAAUCCCACCUGCACCUCCAUCACCACAAAAUCCUGCCAUUUUAAAAUUGAAUACCGAUGGUUCAGACGGUCAUCAAGUAAUUGAAAUUGCUAUCGAUUCCAAAGCCCUGUCAAAAAGUACGCCCAAAAAGUCGAAAAGAUCCGAAGGGCUUAGUGAAGAGGUGGAUCCAGUUUCUCACAAAAUAGAUGGAAAACCAUUACAAAGAAAGAGGAGAGCUUUGGAUAGCGAAGAAAUCUCACAAAUUCAUAAAAUCCUCACACUAACUAAAAAUAUGAAAAGCAAUAAACCAGAAAAAGAAAAGGUUAAAUCAAAAAUUAAAACGACUCAGGAAGAAAUCACUUCAGCUUCACAAGAUUCGCAGGACGAAGACGCUGUGGUAAAGGAGAAGGAGGAAGAAGUCAAGGUCACAGAACCCAAAAAUAGCAAUAAACCCAGCACCAUUGCAAAGAAAUUGCCUUACCAAACUUGGCGUGCUUUAAUGGAUAAUUCAAACUUCAGACCGCCAGGUUUCUACGUCACGGUGGAUGAGAAAGUGGUGUUUGAUAACUGGCUGGGUGUUUGGCAAUCGUCUCAGUCUCCAACAGUGAUGGGGAGAUGGUCAGCCCCAAGGAAAAACGGAAUUUGGAAUGAUACGGUGCUCUUGUUGGAAUUUGAGGAAAAUCCAGAUCGCAACAUCAAGGUAAGCUUUGAGUGGGAACCUACGGACGCAAAUGCAUAUCUUUUCCUCUCGAAUAUUUCAAUCUCAACAUACGGAGCAAAUGUGACUGAAGCCACCAUAGCUGAUGCAAAUGGGGCUGGUCCACAAUAUUCGGUGGGCUCGAAAAGUCAAGUUGGAGGAGGAAUGGAAGGAAAUCGUAACAUCACGCUAUACAUUGUCCUCCAAACCCCAUCUCUAGGAACAGAACAGGUCAUCAAAAUGGGUGAAAACCCAGAAGUUGUGGAGCAAAGGAUUACAAAGUCCAACAUUAUUGUCGCCAAGCCAUCAGCAUCUUCUUCUACGUUGAAGGACGAACAAGAUCUUGGCGUAAAAUCCGAAAGCAAUUCGUCAACUGCACAUGAUCCAAAUCUCUCCAACUCCACGAAGCCAUCAGCCUCCAUGAGUACCACGGCACUAAUUGUAACUUGUGUCACGGGAGGUCUAUCUCUAAUAAUUCUAAUAUUCUUGAUUCACAAAAAACUUCAAAUUAACAAAAGUCCCCAUCCAAUUCAUAAUCUGUACAUUGAUGAACUUUGACAAAGCAAUUUAUUAGCUAUGUAAGUGCAGCAUCAAGUACGUAAAUCUAGAAUGCAAUGUCUUCUAUUUAUACAUAUUCAAAACAAUUGAACAAGGUAGCUCAAAAUAUUUCUAAAGAUGUGCGUGGUAUACUAUAAAAUCUGUCGCAAAUGUACUGGACACAAUUUGUAAGUAUUUGUUAUGAAAUCCAAUAUUUUUCAACUUUCUUUGCAAGAGUUAACCCUGAUUUGUAUAUAUAUAAUGCAACUACGGACUAUUUUAUUAAUGUCUUACAAAUAAAAAAUAAAAUGCC
Folsomia candida is the source of this 2211-nucleotide messenger RNA. RefSeq lists its product as uncharacterized. The transcript has 4 exons. The record is from RefSeq and is a predicted model, not a curated record. Bases 9 to 1919 code for a protein of 636 amino acids. NCBI's taxonomy places the organism in Eukaryota, Metazoa, Arthropoda, Collembola, Entomobryomorpha, Isotomidae.